CGGUAGCGUCUAGAUUCUCUUCGUGCAGAGGACCUUUCCUACAGCGAACACAGCGCCGCUGCCUGUCACUGUUUGAAUAACUUUAUUGAUACCGAAUACAUGGACCAGUUGACUCCAUCACUUUGGUUAUAUAGGAGACAGACGCCCAGCUGUGCAUGACGUCAUUAGGGGCAGGGUUGUCAUGGCGGCCGGGACAGCUGCUGAGGAGCCGCUGCGGUCCCGGAAACACCCGGUAAUGGAGAGCCUCGACACGGCGGCCGCUACCGUCGGGAUUGGGCCGGCGGAGUUCUCCGAAACUGUAGCUUUGAAUCCUGCCAAGCGAGAUGCGCAGCCGGUGUGCCCCGGGGAUUGUAGUUCUCGGUUGCGGGUACCGGCUCCAGGCAGCGAGCAGCCGCUGGCUCCGGCGGAAGAGGAGAAGCAACAGGCCGCGAAGACCGACGGCAAGGAGCUGCCCAUUGCUGGAAGCGUGCCUAUAGCCUCGGACAGGGCGAACGCUGAGGAUGGGAGCCUGUCAGGGAGCUUCACCGAGCCGGCUGCAGGGAAGGGACCUACCGGUUCCCUCACCCCCGAGGAGCCGAGCAGCAGCGGUCACAGCGCCCCCGAGGGAUCGCAGAGCCUGGACUCCCUGGAAUCCUUUUCCAACCUGCUCUCCUGCCCCAGCUCCGAGCUGGUCAGCGAGGGUGCGGAGGAGAGGCUGUUCGGAGCAGAGGAGGAGGACGGGGAGGCGCAGGCGGCCAGGGACCGCUACACGGGACAGUCCGUCUAUCACAUCAAGUGGAUACGGUGGAAGGAGGAGAGCACCCCGAUCGUCACCCAGAACGAGAACGGGCCGUGCCCCUUGCUGGCCAUCAUGAAUGUGCUGCUGCUGGCAUGGAAGGUGAAAUUACCUCCCAUGAUGGAGAUUAUCACGGCAGAGCAACUCAUGGAGUAUCUGGGUGACUAUAUUUUAGAUGCAAAACCGAAAGAGAUCUCUGAAGCUCAGCGUCUGAACUACGAGCAGAAUAUGAGCGAUGCCAUGGCAAUUCUACACAAGUUACAGACUGGCCUUGAUGUCAAUGUGAAGUUCACUGGAGUGAGAGUCUUUGAGUACACACCAGAGUGUAUUGUGUUUGAUCUUCUCGAUAUACCGUUAUACCAUGGCUGGUUAGUGGAUCCAGAGAUUCCUGAGGUUGUGACAGCUGUGGGUAACUGUAGUUACAACCAGCUGGUGGAGAAGAUUAUUUCAUGCAAGCAGUCGGAGAGCAGUGAGCUUGUUAGUGAAGGUUUUGUUGCUGAACAGUUUUUAAAUGGAACAGCCACUCAGCUGACUUACCAUGGACUAAGUGAGCUGUCCUCAACCCUUCAGGAAGGAGAGUUGUGUGUAUUCUUCAGGAACAAUCAUUUUAGCACCAUGACAAAAUAUAAGGGACUACUGUACCUGCUUGUGACGGAUCAGGGAUUUCUUACGGAAGAGAACAUUGUCUGGGAAAGUUUACACAAUGUGGAUGGAGAUGGAAAUUUUUGUGACUCAGAAUUCCACUUAAGACCACCAUCCGAUCCCGAAUCUGUAUACCAAGGACAACAAGACCAGAUUGAUCAGGAUUAUCUGAUGGCUUUGUCACUACAACAAGAGCAACAGAACCAAGAUAUAGAUUGGGAGCAGAUACCAGAAGGCAUCAGUGAUCUGGAGCUGGCCAAAAAACUUCAGGAGGAAGAGGACAGAAGAGCCUCACAGUAUUAUCAGGAACAAGAGCAGGCAGCAGCUUCUUCACCUCCUCAGAGUGCGCCCACACAAGAGCUUUCUUUUUCUCCCACUGCUAAUCCCACCACCGGCCGGGACAGCAGCCUCCGGCAAUUGCCAGUGCGUCCAGUGGACGACCACCUGGGAGCAGCGAGAAAAAGAAGAAAGAGCCCAAAGAAAAGGAAAAAGAAAAGAAUACUUGCAUACUUUUGUAACAAAGAGAUAAAACAUCCUUUUACAGACUCCACCAAGAGGCAUGAUAAUGAGUGGAGGAAAAGGAGACACUGGUUAUAAGCCACCUGUGCCUGAAACCCCCUCAGCUGUGUCUCAGUUUAGAAAGGGGAGGAUUUCUUACUGACUUGUUUUAGACUUCUCUACCCUCAUAACUUUUGUCAUAUGGAGCUGUGUGAUUAAAUCAUGUGUCCUUGUCUACAGGUAUGAGGCAAAGCACUAAAUGCAUUCAAGUUCCAUUUUUGUAUUGUAGUUGCUAUCAUGAUAUUUAGCCAUAUUAAAUUAUUCAUAACUCAUGUGACCACAGGAAAUAGGAACUAGAGUGGUUACUGGUUUCACUUAAGUCUUGGAAUAUAAAAAUAUAAUAGUUACAAACUGGUAAAUUGAGUUAAACCUGAAAGAACAUUUUCCCAGUAUGGUUUAUCUAAGCUCUGGCCUUUCCUUGUUUCUAAUCAGGCCAAGUCCACUUGGUUUUCCUCUAUGUAAAUACAGAGCUGAUGAGACCGUAUUUACUCCUCCUUGGCGACCUGGGCAUUGUUCCCAAAAAUAUCAGGUUUAAACAUUUUGUCAAAUACAGUUUUUUGUAACCGUUAGGACAAGUGUGACUUAACUUUUUUGUACGAAAUAUUCUGUGUAGUAGUGUAAAUGGUGGUUUAUGUCCAGUCAGAUAAGUUGUUUAAGGUAUAGGCCUAUUAAACCAAUAAAUGCAAGACUGUUACUUACUGCAAUUUGCAGCAUUUGGUGUGUGCCACUUGGCAUACAUUUCUUGAGCAAUUUAUAAGGAAGGAUGAAACAAAUGUAGUUUUCAAUAGUAUACAUAACCUGUGCUAGUCUGUGCAACACUGCCAGACAGAUAAGUGAUCAAAUGUUGAUAUAUAAUAAUGUAUAUAUGUACGAACAACAGUUUGCAAUCAAGUUGAGCUGUGGAAAUAAUACUAGGUACUAGGCAUCUUCCACCGGGGAAAGAGACACAAGGUUUUCAUACAAAAAGAAAAAAAAAAUUCAAUUGACUUCCUGUACAUUUAUGACCUUCUUUCUUGCCUAACUUUCCCCCCACACAGCCCAUUCCUGCUCCGCACUCACAGAAUUAUUGUAUGCAGCUCUACUCAGCUGCAAACAAAACGGUGAGUCUUGAGGUAAAGUAGGUGUGCCAUGUAACCACACUUACUAGCACCGACAGCCGGCUAAAUGGAGUUUAAUUGUAUUUCCCCUUUAAGUGUUCUCCCUUACAAUAUGCAAAGUAUAUGUUGGGUUUUUACAUCUAUACAUUACAUAUAAUGAUAGAAUUUAACGGCUGAUAAGAAACACUACGCCCAUAUAGUCAGCCCCUUUUUACAUCCACACUCUCUCUCUGUUGGGCUGGAGGUGCAAAGUAAUUUAGAAAAUAUAGCUAGCAGAUGGCUGAGGUUUGUUUUUUGUUUUUUUUGUAAUAAAGAAAAGCAGCAUGGAAAGGAAGACAUUGAUACUGCUUAAAUAUAAUGAAGAACAAAAAUCUAGUAGUUUUUCAAAGAAGUAAUAACAUAUUACAAACAUUAUGUCCAAAGUCCAGGAUUAUUAACCCUCAUAUACGAAUUCCACAGUUAGAGAGAACACAUAGAAUACAAGGAGUCUAAUAUAUUGGUGACUAAAGUCAAGAUUUUCAGCUGCAAGUCAUGUGAUAUGUGCGUUCAUAUGUAUUGUGUAAUUGGUUUUCUUCCAUGUCUAUUAACCUAUUUCCAAUGUUAAACUACACACUACUUGUGUGUAUAGCUUUCUCUUGUAACUUUUUACAAGAUCAGUUAAAUUACAUGAAUGUUAAUUAGUACAAAAAAAAAGUUUAUGCAUAAAAUCAAUAGACAAUCAUACAAGUAAAAAAAAAAGUAAAUAAGAGCAAGAAAUCGAAUGCAUAGUGCAGGCAAAGUAAAUAAACCAAUACUGGGUAUCAUCGAACCGCUCAGCACACAUCUCUCCCCAAAUCGGCCCGUGAAUACGGUCCUUUACACUGUUGUUUAGACUGACGCUGGGUACACCCUAGGCUAUAUACCGACCGAUCCUGGCAGAUUGGACUGACACAUUGUGCACAUCGGGUAGUGUGUAUGCAAUACCAUGCAGAUCCCCUUACCGUCUAGUGUGUACCCAGCUUUACAGUUAUGUACAGUUAAUGACUGUUAGCGCUGUUGGGACCAUUUUAUUAUUCUGUGAUAAUCCUGCGGGCAGUUUUGUGCUGCUGGCUUGCUGAUUCUUUUUAUGUCAUGUAUGUGACUAGCACAUCCACUUGCCAAUUCUGUUUUUCCUUGCACCAUUGCUUCCCCAUCCCCCAAUUAUUCUGAACAAUAAUUUCAGAUGUGUCCUUACACAUAUAGCUUCAAUACGCCAUGUAGUGCGAGAUGCCUGGCGUGAGUGAGCGGCCAGGUCCCGCUCAACUCUGAGAACAUUGGGCGUCUUUUUGCAGAAAAUGUGUCUUAUGCGUAUGCUAUGCAGCUAGGACGCACAAGGAGAUUCUGCUGAUUAAUGACACUUGUAUAUUGUGUGUGACUGAGUCUGUAUACGGAGCAGAACAGGACUUGUAUUGGGGAAAAAACGUCAGCUGCUACAUUGUAGCACUUCGCGUACAGAUUCAGAGACUCAGUCGCACACAGAUAUACAAGUGUGUUACAGUAUAUCAAAGUAAUCUGCACAGUCACCUGGGCAAAAAAAACACCUAGGGCUAGAAAAUUUUCACACGAUUUGGCGUGCCAAGAGGGGCUGUUUGGAGUGACUGCAGCAAAGAUGUAUGAGGACAUAUCUGUAAAUUGGAUCGAAUAUCCCAGAACUUUACCAUUAGCUUGUUCACAGACAUUAAUCUGGAAAUAACAAAUGUCUCUUUUUAAUCUGAUAAUAAAACCUUGUACAGGUGGUCCAGAUUAGCUGGGCAAGGUGUGAUUCAAGUUUCCACCAAUCAGGGCAGAUGACUACAGUAGUUUAAAUAGUGUAACAGUUUCCAUACAGUAGAGGUCCAUGAUUUCUAAAGUUCAGUAAGUAAAACCAUUGAUCUAUCAGACUUGCAUGACCCUAGGUUGGGUGAUUAAUGAAGAAAUUAUUUUUAUAUUUCAGUGUUGAAACGUCUUAAAAUUUGAGUCUCUUUGGAGAUUAUUUGUUAUUUUGGUUGUUUCGCCAGUAAAACCUUGUGCCUCUGCAACUGAGGCCCCAGCAACCACAGCUCUUCAAGCAGUAGUACAGAGUUCAACAUGUUAUUUUCAGAUUGGUUGUCUUACCUGCCUUUAGUUGCUUAUGCUAUAUAAUUGUUUGCCUGUGUCCAUAACUCUGUUCUCCCUGAUGGCCGACCCAGAACUGAGGUACAAAUUGUGAUUGUAGAGAAGAUGGAUGUGAAAUUACUUUAUUUUGUGGUGUAUAUACAUGUAGAUUACUACUGGAAGUGUCAUUUUCAUUUUGGAAAAUAUGUGUAUUUAGACAUAAUUAACAUUUUGCUUUCAGUCUCUCCCACAUACCACUACUGCACCUGUUUUGGCUAGGUUCCCAUACAUCAUGUCUCUAUCUGUGGUACUGCACAACAGUCUGAAUGUUUUCAGUUUUGAAUACUUUUUGGUGUGUGUAAAUAUGUAUUUGUAGUUAGUUAUAUGUCUGUUUUGUAGUUGGAAUCAGUUCUUACAGCUUUGUAAAUGAAUAGGAGAUAGUGAUGCAGAAUACAAAAUUCUCAUAAAAAUGUUAACUCUAAACACUUCAGAAUUGUUAUAUUAUAAAUUAUUAAAAUAAAGCACUACAAAACAAA
This is a messenger RNA of Pseudophryne corroboree (corroboree frog), 5699 nucleotides long. RefSeq names its product MINDY lysine 48 deubiquitinase 2 (gene MINDY2). NCBI's taxonomy places the organism in Eukaryota, Metazoa, Chordata, Amphibia, Anura, Myobatrachidae. The record is from RefSeq and is a predicted model, not a curated record. Gene Ontology annotation, cellular component: cell periphery; cytosol. Gene Ontology annotation, molecular function: cysteine-type deubiquitinase activity; cysteine-type carboxypeptidase activity; K48-linked deubiquitinase activity. Gene Ontology annotation, biological process: protein K48-linked deubiquitination.